UACCUCAAGCACGGGGGGGUCGCUUCACUUCCGUUUCCCCUUCUGACGUCGGUCUCUUCCACAGACACAGAGCCAGCCAGCGCUGAUUGGGUUCCCCGCUACGACACUGAAGAUGAAUUGAUCAGAUCACAAAAUGAAGCUUGCAGCUUUUUCACUGUGACCCCUGUGAUCGAGCCCGACGCGUUUCCCGACCAGCCCAACAUGAACAGGCGCUGUGCGUCUGCGCUCCGCUCCCAAAGUGCGCAGGUGGUUUUGUCUGGGUAGCUAACGCUAGCCGUGCGCGGCUGUUUUCCUUCCCGUGGCCCGACCUGCCUGCAUCAUCCAAGGGACGGGCUGCCUUUACCCAGCAAAGCACCAUGAAUCUCUUCCGUCUGGUAUGUCGCCACAAGACGGCUCUGGUCAUCGGCACGGUGUGCAGUUUUGCCGUCGUCCUUGUCUUCUUGGCCAAGUGCACGUCAGAGACGCUGAAGCAGGGUCACCUGGACCCUCCAGGCUUGGCUCCCCACACCAAGUCUUUGCAUUUCCAUCCAGACCGCCAGAGUCCUGCCUCCGCUUCCAAAGACCUGUCGGCGUUUCUCGUGGUCCUCGUCACGACUGGGCCCAAGUACACAGAACGCAGGAGCAUCAUCCGCAGCACCUGGCUCGCCAAGCGGGACUCUGAUGUGCUGGCCAUGUUCGUGGUCGGGACUCAGGGCCUUUCCAGCGAAGACCUUCAGAACCUGAACACGGAGCAGGGACGCCACAAGGACUUGCUCUUACUGCCCGACCUCCGGGAUUCUUAUGAGAACUUGACACUCAAGCUGCUGCAUAUGUACUCCUGGCUAGACCAGAACGUGGACUUCAAGUUUGUCUUCAAAGCGGACGACGACACGUUUGCUCGCUUGGACCUCCUCAAAGAGGAGCUGAAGGGGAAGGAGCCGAGCAGGUUGUACUGGGGCUUCUUUUCGGGCAGAGGCCGAGUGAAGUCCGCCGGGAAGUGGCGCGAAAGCUCGUGGGACCUCUGCGACUACUACCUGCCCUAUGCCCUGGGCGGGGGCUACAUCCUCUCGGCAGACCUGGUCCGCUACGUGCAUCUCAACGCGGGCUACCUCAAGACGUGGCAAAGCGAGGACGUGUCGCUGGGCGCCUGGCUGGCGCCGGUGGACGUGCGGCGGACGCACGACCCGCGCUUCGACACGGAGUACAAGUCCCGCGGCUGCAGCAACAAGUACCUGGUGACGCACAAGCAGAGCCUGGAGGACAUGCUGGAGAAGCACCAGACCCUGCAGCGGGACGGGAGGCUCUGCAAGGAGGAGGUCAAGCUGCGGCUGUCCUACGUUUACGACUGGAGCGUGCCGCCCUCGCAGUGCUGCCAAAGAAAAGAUGGGAUUCCAUAGUCGCUGUCCUUUUCACUGGGCAGAUAUUUGAUUUCCUAUAAGAUAUAUUUUAAUACAAAGUGAGGAAAGCUAAUCCCCCCACCCCUCGUCGUAUCUCUAUCUGUGUGGAUGAUUGUGGAUAAAAUUGUGCAACUGGUACUAGAUGUCAGAACAUAAAUAAUACUCUAAUUGGACAUUUCAUGCAAAACUUUCGAAAAAGCAUCGUCCACCCCACCCCCCUCCCCCCACCACCACCACCCCCCACCAACGACAAACCGGAUUCAGUGUUAAACUGAGGACCCUCACUUGGCACCUGUUCUUUGGGUUCCCUCGUUCACUAGCACCGGCACCGGUGAGGUGGUGCUGUCCCACCAGCUCUUAGCUGAGCCAGAGGAAAGAAGUUCUUCGAUCAGGAGGCGGCGGUAGCUGUUGGGAGACUGAGAAACCGUCAAAAUGUCUUGAGCUUCGCUUAUAAAAAAAAAAAAGCUGAGUUAGUUUUGUGUUUUUAUUUUCAGCUGCAUAAUUGAGGACAAAAAAAAACCUUUUUAAAACGCUGAGCUUCAGCAUUAAAGGAGCAAUAAGUAACACUGACACCUAGUGGCUCAAAUCGGCACAACGGCCUGCCAUUCACAACGAUCUAGUGUACUGUCUAAACGGCGUGUGGCUGUUGUGAAUUUUUACUUACGCAUUAUAGAUAGAUUCUGUUGUGUUUUGUUCUACUUCUGGUCUGCGUCUCUGUGUUAGCAGGCUGCUGCUCUUUUGCCAAGAUAAAACGUCAAAUGGUGCGCACUUUUUUUUUUCUGGGAACCCUGGUGUGAUUGGCUCAGGAACCAGGAAGGAAACACGGGCUGAACCCUGCACCGAAGUAGUGUUGGACGGUACCUCUAGGUUGGGACAGGAGAAAAUCGUGACUAAGACAUGGUUGAGGGAGAGGACUGAAUGUUUAUGGGGAACGUUACUUCCAUCCUAGGUGACAAAUGAGAAUUUUUUUUUGGUUGAUUUUGCAGUAAAUUUCUUGCUUAUUGCUCCUUUAAUUAAGUCAGCAAAGCAGUGGAAUAACGCAGGCUCCUUGUCUCGUUGGCUUUUUCCUCUUGAUAUUGUGAAAAAGCCAUAAUGGACAUUAUUUAGCAUAACUACACACUUAUGACUUAUAAAUGACAAGAGUCAAUUAAUAGGAACCAGCAGGCAUUCAAAAAGUAAGCCUUGGUUAAACACCUGCCAAACAUCUAGUGGUGCAUAAUUAAUAACUCCUCUCUCUUUAAACUAUUGCAAUGAAACCUGGCUCAUUUGGCUGGACUUCUUGAACACUAGGUGCUGCCUAUUACGUUUAGUGGGUGGUGUCGCCAAAUAAUUACCAGGUGGCGCUUGUAACACUGUUUGAUGAGCGUGUGAUAAAUGCCAAAGAGGGCUUUCCAUAUUCACCCUUUGUGUAGUUUAUGCAGGUCAUCUGGGCACGUAGAGCUGUGCUUACAGACGGUAUUUGUAUAGGUUCUGCCUGUAAGAUGGCAUCUCUGAGAUAUUUCUCAAACCCAGCUGGUCUUGUAAUAAUAUUAGACAGUGAUAAUAAAUCCCGCCCCCGUCAAUCCAUUUAAAACAACAGUUAAAAACAGUGAAAGAAGCAAAUAAACAAAAAAAGAGUUAAUAGAUGAACUUGGUACUUUGUAGUAGAGUUGCGCAACAUACUAAAUUGUAAUAGCACCGUUUCAGUGUGUGUCCAAUAUAGCAAGGCUGUAAUAGGCUGUAAUAUUUUCAUUGCCAUGUAUUAAAACUCUUGGGAACGACGAUCCUAAGUGAUGAGGUCAUCAUUAGGACGGAAAGGAUCAGAGUUGUAGGGAAAAUCUUUUAAUUAAUUUCACUCGAUGUCUUCAGUGUUCAAUAAUAAUAAUGUAAUUUUAUGUUAUUUUUUUUUUAUUUAUUUAAUCUUUUUUACAAAGCACAUCACUUUCCGGGCCUCUUUUGUAGGGACACCCAGAGAAAUAAUGGGAUCCACAAAUAAAACGGAUGUAGGUUUGAACACCGGAUGAGCGGCAUAAUGAUCUGGCACAGAACUCAAUAUUGGGCUGUGGGAAAACCGACCGGGUUCCUUUUUUAGAAGCAAGCACCGCAACCACUUUGGUGCAAAUAUUUGUCUCCCGUUCAAACCGGGUGACCUCAAAAACCGAUCCCCCACAUAGUUUGGGGGGCAUUUAAACAUCUUCCGAUCUCGUUAGUCAAGAGAUUGGAAAGAUAGCGUUAUGUGUCGUUUUUCUGUCCGUGUGAUUUAGAAAAAAAACGUUCAACAAAGCUGAAUGUCGGUUUGAAAUGCUCGUCGUAAUUUAGCCUCAAGUCCAGGUCUGUCUGUUUAGUCUUUGCAGAUUUCAAUGUGACACCAAUGCACAAACACAAACUUAUCGGUUUUCAUAAAUAGAUGUUUGUUUUUUUUUAUAAACUAGCUGUACAUUUUUUUACGUGUGGGUGUAGUCACUCAAGUUUUACUACCUACGGUUUUUACGUUAGACUUGGCUCAAUUGUUUUCACCUCACCUCCUGAAUCAAAAGCCAAUGUCGGUCCUGUUUGCUUUUUGAGUCGUUUACUGCUUGAACCUCGCCGUGAUCCCCAGUUUACAACCUCGGUGACUUAAAUCUGUACGUGCUUCACCUGCUGAACCCUCAUCGGCAGAAAUAUUUAAAGGUCCUGUUAGUGUUGUUGUGAGAUUACCGCGCCAUAUUGGCUUUUUUUCCCUCUUUUUAUUUUGUGCAAAGUAUUUUUUUUGUGUGUGUGAUUUAUUUAUUAUUAUUAACUUAUUCUGCAGCAAACACGGCAGCACAGUACAGACUCAAGUGCAGUGGACGUUGCCUCGGAACACGUCGGACUGAGUGAACAGAAAUGAUGGACGGGAAAACGUUCUUUUGUGUUAAGAAAUUGUUUACGAACAGCGGUGCACAAGUUUAUGUUGUGAAGGUUGUGCAAAAGAGAACGAUUGAUUAUGCUUUGUUGAAAUAAGGCCUUCCUGUUCCUUAAACUCAAACCAAUGUGAGAACGUUCGGAUGAACACUAGCAGUACAAGAGUUUUUUUUUGUUUGUUUGUUUAUUUAUUGUGCUGCUCAUGAACGUUUGUAAACCGCACACACAGCACUUUUUCCCUUUGUUUGAAUUGCUUUCAAAUUCCAGCGUUGUCUCUUUCUUUAUAGUUGUUUUCCCACGAUGUGUUUCUCCCUAUUUUUAAUUAUUAUUUUUUUAUGUCUGUAACGUGUCAAAGCUUCGUGAAGUUUUACGAAAACGCCUCGAUCCGCGCGACGCAACCUCCUCUGGUUGAGCAGAUGCGUCGGGUUUCAGCUCGGUGUGUUUCAUCCUCAGAUAAUUCGAGAAAAGUCCAAGUUUAGUUUUCACAGCUCAAGUUACGUUUCUUUUUGAAUGAUGUAACGCUGUCACUUUAAGGUACAUGCAAGGAGAUUAUUGUGCGGUUCUAAUGAGGGUUCUGUGGUUGUUUCACAUGUGAUCAUUCAUUCACCCUACAUGUUUUAUUAAAAAAAAAAAAAAAAACCUGA
This is a messenger RNA of Fundulus heteroclitus (mummichog), 4882 nucleotides long. RefSeq names its product UDP-Gal:betaGal beta 1,3-galactosyltransferase polypeptide 6 (gene b3galt6). Bases 357 to 1376 code for a protein of 339 amino acids. Gene Ontology annotation, cellular component: membrane. The record is from RefSeq and is a predicted model, not a curated record. Gene Ontology annotation, molecular function: UDP-galactosyltransferase activity. Gene Ontology annotation, biological process: glycosaminoglycan biosynthetic process. NCBI's taxonomy places the organism in Eukaryota, Metazoa, Chordata, Actinopteri, Cyprinodontiformes, Fundulidae. The transcript is spliced from 2 exons.